This is a messenger RNA of Prunus armeniaca (apricot), 639 nucleotides long. The record is from the annotation of a GenBank genome assembly. NCBI's taxonomy places the organism in Eukaryota, Viridiplantae, Streptophyta, Magnoliopsida, Rosales, Rosaceae.
AUGUCAGACCAACCUAGGCCAAGGUUGGACUCGGGUGGCUCGGCUAUGGUAGAAAGAAGGGCAAGGGAGAUUCCGACAGACCCUAAGGCAAAGGGCAAGGACGAAAUGUGUCUGGAGGUGGCCAAGGUUCUUGAGAUGAAAGUUUUGACCAGGAAAGAACCUCCAAAGGCCAUUGUGCUAUGCAAUCGAUGCCAAUGUGAGGUGACUCUUGAAGUGGUUCCGCCAAAGCCCAGGGAACCAACCAAGGAACCUACCAAGGGGCUGCCUAAGGAGCAAACCAAGGAUCAAGUCCAAGUGGGCAGAUCUAGAAGCUUUGAGAGGAAUAUGAUAACAAGUCCGGCCGAGAAUUACGGCCCACAUAACCCAAAGGGCAGGAUGGAAACAAGGCCGAACAAAUGGUCAUUGUAUGAGUACCAAGAUAGGUACGAGAGGUCAUUGUAUGAAGACAUUGAUUUCCCAGACUUAAGCCAAAACCGAAACAUGUGGAUUUCGGUGGGAGAAGGUAGAAGCCGAGAUGUGGCCUAUGUGUCAAGACCCCGCCCCGCGGACGGUAAUGGUGUCCCAACUUUCAAGGUGCCGAACACAAAGGCGGGCCAAUGGUAUAGAAGCAGUGCCCAAAACUCCUACUGGUACCCCUGA